Molecule: messenger RNA, 7159 nt
Organism: Sipha flava (yellow sugarcane aphid)
Lineage: Eukaryota; Metazoa; Arthropoda; Insecta; Hemiptera; Aphididae
Product: E3 SUMO-protein ligase RanBP2-like
Exons: 24
Coding region: 254-7135 (2293 amino acids)
Biological process (GO): intracellular transport
Cellular component (GO): nuclear pore; cytoplasm
Molecular function (GO): GTPase activator activity; protein binding
Source: RefSeq, a predicted model, not a curated record
UUUAUAUGAGUAGGUGUUUAACAUUUUAGCGGCUAAGCGUAUGCCAUCUAUCAUGUGCUGAUUAAUCUCACGUUGUGAUUUUUGUGUAUUCUUACACUUUUAUUUACGAAACAAUCCGAAUAUUCAUUAACUUCCAUUGAAAAUUUCUGUCGUAUUAAUUUUUGGUGGUUUGUUUGAUAAUUCUUAAUUGUUGAAACUGUGUUUUUGUUAUUGUAUGCGGUAUUGUUUGUAUUGUUUCUAAUCCAAAGGAAAAAUGAAAGGCGUUGGGAACGCCGUGUUGUACCGGUCUAAAAAAGACAUUGAUCGAUAUGUGCAAGAGUUGUUUAACAAGCUAAACAACAACGAACAUGAGAAAAAGCUUAAAGGAUUAGCUAUUGCUCGUAUGUAUUUCAAAGUUUCUGAAUUUGAAUUGGCAAAACAAUAUGUUAUUACUUUUUUGAGUGCAAAUGAAAACUCACCUGAAGGACGACGUUUGCUUGGUCAUUGUUAUGAUAAACUUGGAAAUAAAGAAAAAGCUGUUAUUGAGUAUCAAAAAUCUUUGGCUUCAUCACCAAAUCAACCGGAAUUACUAUUAUCUUGUUGUGAGUUAAUGAUUGAUCCAUCUGUUAAAUUAAAUGAAGUUCAAGCUGAAAGAAUAUGUAAGCAAACAGAAGAUUUAUACCCUUAUCAUCCAAUAGUUUAUAAACUAAAGGAACGAUUAUUGUUAUCUAAUGAAAAUUGUGAUCCUUCUAAAGUAGAGAGUUUACUCAAUGCUGAAAUAUCUGUUAGACCAGAUGACAUGAAUCUUAGAAUAAAACAGUUAAAAUUAUAUGAAAAUUCAGGGCGUUUGUUUGAAGCUUUUUCAUAUGCAAUAAAUAUUGAAAAAACUUGUAAGUUUCAAAAAGAUAAUGUUGAAUGGUAUGAAGCUAUUUCUCAGAUAUGUGAAGCCUAUGGAACUUCAAAUUCUAUAAAUUGGGAAUUCUAUUCACGAGUAUUACCUAUUUUUGAACAUAAUGUUUCUUUACUAAUCAUGGAAACAAAAACAAGCAAACAAAAAAGUGUAUCUGAUUGCUAUAAAUCUCUUUUUAGACUUGAUCAGGCUUUAUAUAAAGCUAUUCAAUUAUCAUCACCUCAAACAGAAUUUUACAGAAGCCUUAUACAGCAUAUAUCAAAUCAAUUUUAUUUUCAUUUAGCUAGUGUAAUAAUGAAAUCAGCUAAAAAAGAAAAUUCAAUAUCUUGGAAAAAGAGUAACCAAUUAGCUGCACCGUUAUUUUUAAUGUCCUUAGCUCCACCAAUAGAUAAACAAGCAUUUGAGAGUAUAUCUAAUAAAGAAUUCAGUAGGGAACAAAAAUCAAAUGUUGUAUUAUGGGAAUUACAUGGUACUAGGAGGAUAAUUGAAAGUGGCUUUAUUUUACGAGCAAUGAUGAUUAAAGAAGAUGAUAAUUUUAUUGACAAUAUAAAAUUAUUGUGUGUUAAUGACUGGAAAACUACAAAUUACAAGAAAAUAUUUAACAGUCCAGAAUAUGCUGAAGGAAUGCCAACUUCAUUAUUUGUUCAUUAUUCUCCUGACAAAUUAGUUUAUAAUAUUCCAGAAUUAAUACAAUAUGCGGUACCAAAACAUAUGUUGGCAUUUGAAAUGAGUCAACCGGGUUCGUUGCAUCAUUUAGUUUGGUACGGAAUACAACUAUUAGAAAGUGAUAAUAAAGGAUGUGACAUAAGAUUAACUAAAGAUACAGUAUUUCCUGUUGGAUUUGGAUGUAAAAGUUAUAAAGAAUUACCAUUGACUACUAAUUCGUUUGCAUCUGCCAGCAUUGAAUCAAUAUGUCAAAUAGAUAUGAACACAUUUUUGUAUGCUACAGUUUUUAGUGUGGCUUCAUUUCUUGAUAACCAAUAUCAAAAAAAUGAUCCAAAAGCACCACAAACAUUGCCAUCUAAUAUUACAGAUCAGUUGACAACAUCAGAACAGGAGAACUGGUGGAAAUCAAUGUAUAAAAUUUAUACAAAAAAUGUUGAUGUUAAACAUGUAUCACAGUUAAGAAAAGCAGCUAUUCAAGGUUUAGAGUCAAUUAGGUUGAUAGGAAAUCAUGGAAUGGAUGUAAAAUUAAUGGUGCAUUUGGCCAAAAACUUUGCUAGUCAGGCCAAUAAAAUAAUGGAUAACUUCCUUUUAAAAGGAGGACUAGAAAAAAGAGCUGUACUUUAUUGGAAAAUGGCUAUUCAGUUACUUGAACGCAUUAACCAAAAUGGAAUUGAUAAUCGGCCGAAAAAUACUUUAUUUGAAUUUUACAGAAAAAAAUUAACCGGUGAAGAAGUAAAUGAAUAUUUAGAGGAAGGUAGAUUCUAUUUAGCUUGUCAAUUAAUGAACAGUGACCAAAAUGAAGAAGCAAUUGAGGCAUUUAAAAAAUUGAAAUCACCAUAUGCAUCUUUUUAUCAAGCAAUGAUUUAUAAGAAAAUGGUAAAAGCAGAAGAUGAAAAUUCUUUGGGAGAUGCAUUAUCAGAGGCAAAUAAUAUGAUAUUAACUAAAGUGAAGGAAUUAUUGAAUAUUACAAAAGAACGCUUAAACAAAAAUCCUCAACACCCAUUACACUUGCAACUUAAGGAAGAAAUGUUGGGUUUACAAUUGGAUGUUGAUAUAAAUGGGACAAUUAAUAAUCAAGAACAUUUAAACAUAUCUGUUGAUGAUAAUGACACAACCAACAUAUCUAGGAGGAAAAUUUAUAGUAAAUUUGGUGAUCGUUCAUUGAAUAAUAUUACUAGUACUCCUUUAAAAUCAUCGCUUAAUUCAAGCCGGAAAAUUUUAGAUGAUGAAACUGAUGUCAAAGUAUUAAAUGAAUUAAAAGUAGCCGUACAAUCACAGAAUGUUCAGUGUCAAACUUUGGGAUUACAAUAUUAUAAUAUGAUAGAGACAUUACGAUCAAUGUCUGAAAAAGUUGAUAAACUAUUAGAUCAUUUCAACAACACAAAGGAUUCAAUUUUCGAUAAAAUUAAUGAGUUAUCUUGUCAGGUUUCUAAUUCUAAUUCUACAUCUACUGCUGUUCAUAAGCCUGUGACUGAUUUAGUACUUAUUAAACGAAUUGAUAAGUUAGAAGAUAAUUUGACAGAAAGAAUUAAUGCUAUGAAUGAAAUCAUUAAAGUCAGACAUGAUGAUUUAUAUGAUGUUUAUCCAGAAAAUGAAGAAGAAUUUGAUAAAAUAACCUUCGAUCCAGUAUCUUGUAAUCAAAAUUCAUUUAAUGACCCAACUCAAAUGUCUACCAUAACUUUUACAGCUCCUCAACUGCAAUAUUCUUCCAAUUUACCUUUUCAGCAGUUUGGAUUAUAUAAUCAGGUUAGUCAAUCUAAUGCAAUGGCUCCUAAUCCAAAUGUUAACAUCACAUCAUCUGAUACUUUACCAACUGGUCCUCCAGUAUCACAGCCACCGCUUAGUGUUAUUAUACCGACACAUCAUAUUCUUAGUAGUAACACAACAUCUGAAGCUCAACCGUCAUGUCCUUUCAAAUUCAAUAGUCAACUGACUAAUAUCCAAUCUCAGUCAGUUAUAGCACAUAGUGUACCUACUGUUCAGUCUACAUCAUCUAUUGGCUUACCAAUAAGCAAUGAAGUAUUUUCUUUAAACCCCUCAUCAAAAUUUAAAGAGAGUUUUGAAGCUUCAUUAAAUAAAUCUAGAAAUUCAGCUACAGAUGAUAGUUAUACUGAAGAACAUGAUCCUAUACCAGAAUUUCAGCCUAUAAUACCAUUACCUAAUAAAAUUGAAGAAGUAACUGGAGAAGAAAAUGAUACAAUAUUAUUUGAAAGAAGAGCAAAAUUAUAUAAAUAUGUUGAAAAAGAAUGGAAGGAAAAAGGCAUUGGUCAGUUAAAAAUAUUAAAAAAUAAUGAUACAGAUAAAGUGAGGUUGGUAAUGAGACGAGAACAGGUACAUAAAGUUUGUGCUAAUCAUUUCUUAUAUAGUAAUAUGGAACUAAAAUCAAAAGGUGAUAAAGCUGUUGUUUGGUCUGCUAAUGACUUUUCUGAUGCUGUUAAAGUACAAGUAGAAAAUUUAUGUGCAAGAUUUAAGACUGUUGAAGAUUGUGAAGAGUUUACACGAGUUUUCAAUGAAAAUAAACAACCAUGUUCUACCAAUAAUUCAUUAGCAGAUAAUUCUAGUACUACUGACAUUUAUAAUGAAUCAGUUAUUGAAACAAAUAACAGUACCUGUUUAAAAUUAUCUUUGGAAAAUGAAAAAUCACUUAAACAUGAAUUGGGUGGUUUUACUUUUAGUGUACCUCCUAUUAUAAAUGAGAUUGUUACACCUAAAGAACAAGAUAAAACCCCAGAAAAAUCUAAGGGAUUGUUUUCUAGUUUAAACUUUUCAACACCUGUUGAGGAAUCAAAUACACCUAACCUUAAAUCUUUAUUGACACCUAAAACUGUUGAUACUAAAACUGAUUCAAAUGAUUUCAAAUCUUUUUCUUUUAAUAUGUCAAAACCAGGAUUAUUUUCUGUUGAGAAUACUCCUAAGUCUUCAGAAAAAUCAUUAUUUUCACUCAAUGAAACUAAAGAUAAAUCGGCAAUGUUUACUCCUAAAUUAGAUUUAACAUCAGGAACAUCUGCAACAUCUUACUUCAGUACACUUGCUAAAAGUUCACCCAAUAUUGGCUUUACAAACUCGCCUGAUUUUAAAGGUUUUCCUGGUGCAGGUAGUACAAUAUUUAAUGUUAAAACUAAUCCUUCACCUCAUGCUAUUAUUAAAUCUCCUAUAAAAGAUGCCAAUGAUUCUUCAAAUCAUCCAAAUGAUGAAUCUGAAGAUUUUGUUCCUACUGCAGAAUUUGUUCCAGUUAUUCCUUUGCCCGAGAAAGUGGAUGUGGUUACUGGUGAAGAAGGUCUUGAGGUUGUAUUUGAAGAUCGAGCAAAGCUUCUUAGAUAUGAUCCAAACACAAAAGAAUGGAAAGAAAAAGGAAUUGGCCAAAUGAAAAUUUUACACAACCUAAAUGAUGGAUAUUAUCAGUUGUUGAUGAGAAGAGAAUUAAUACAUAAAAUUUGCUGUAAUCAAAGGUUAACUGCUGAUUUAGAACUUAAACCUGUAUCGUCUUCAGAUAAAGCAAUGUCAUGGAUUGGCCAAGAUUUUUCUGAUGGAGAAUCCAAAAAAGAAUUGUUUGCUAUUAGGUUUAAAUCGGCCCCGCAACUUACUGCAUUCAGAGAUAAAUUUAAUGAAGUUAAAGACAAAGUUCAUCAAAUUAAUAAUAUUUCCACUUUUAAAGAUAAAGUAAUUGAAAAAAAAUUGAAUACUGAACUAGAUACCAAUGUUGAGACUUUACCGAAAUUAAAUGACUUAGCACAAUUUAAACCUAAACCUGGCUCAUGGACUUGUGAUGCAUGUUAUCUGUCAAAUGAUGUAAGUACUGUAAAAUGUAUUGCAUGCUGUACAAUAAAACCAGGAUCAGUUGAAGAAACCAACGAAAAUAAAUCUGCCUCUGGCUUUACAUUUGGACAAACAUCUUUUUCAUCCAUGUUUAAAUUUGGAGAUAGUGCUCUUAAUUCACAGCCAGCAAUUCCAUUUGUAAUGCCUGCAUUUGGGACUACUUCAGAAGUAUCUUUUGGUUCACUGAACUCAGGUUCCAAUACAAAUACAUUUGAUAUUACAAACAAGAAUUCUUUGCAAAAAAAACCAUUGACAUGGCGAGAAGAAAGUGCUGGCCUAGUGAAGUAUGAUUCUGAUAAAAGUGAUGAAGGAUCUGAUGAAACUGAUAAUGAUAGUGAUGAAUAUGAUGGACAUAAGUCUAUUGUUGAGAAUGAAAAUAUUCAGAUUGGUUUUUCUAACUUUAAAAUAGAAAAACCUUCAUUUUCAAUUGAUAAUCCUUCAAGGAUUUUUGCAGCAACUUCAAAGUCAUCUGAAAAUCAAUUAGCUUCUGAUGUAUCAAAAAUAACAACAUCAAGUACUAAAUCUGAAAGUGAUGUAGAAAAUGUAAAAUUUCUCAAUGUUCAGCUGUUAAAAGAUGUCAUAUCUCGAGAUGAUCAAGUACUUGCUGAAGACUUGAAACUACCAUUGUCAUUUUUCCUUUAUAAGUCCAAGCCAAAAUGUAAGGGAUGUGUUGGAUGUGAACAAGAUUCUGAGGAGAAAGAAAUAGAUGAAAAAGAAGUUACUUCAUUGAAGACAGAUAAUGAAAAGGAAAUCGAAAGAGUUAAAGAAAAAAAAAUACCAGUGAAUAUUUCUGCAUCAAAUCAUUCAUUGGUUACACCAAAUAAUCAUGUUUCGCAGUCUUUUAAUCCUUCUUCAUUUCUGUUUGGUGAUAAGUCUUCAACUAGUAUAUUUGAAAAAUCAACAUCUAAUACACCUCUCUUUGGAGCUAAACCUGUUUUCGGAAACAUUUCUACUGAUUCUAUUAAAACUGAUGAUACAAAAUCAACUGGUUUAUUUAGUUUUUCUUCAACUGCAGCUCCUAAUUCAUCAAUAUUUAGUUUAUCAGAAUCUCAGAAUACUACUCAAAGUUCAUUAAUUUCCAAGACUGAUGAUACUAAAUCUAAAAGUGAAAGUUUAUUUUCCUUCAGUCCUAAGACAGACAGUCCGUUUAAAUUUGGGGUUGUGUCUAAAGAUCCUACAUCAGUAUUUGGACAACGUUUAUUUGGUAUUAAAGAUAAGCCUGUUAUUGAAAAUGCUAUUAAUGUUAAUCCGUGGGCAAGCAAAAAUGCCAAUCUUAAUAAAUCUACUGAUGAAGAGAAAAAUUGUGAAAAAGAAGAAAUUGUUGAAGAAGUGGAUAAUAGUCAUGAUCCUCAUUUUGAACCUAUCAUACCACUUCCAGAUGCUAUUGAAGUUUCUACAGGAGAAGAAAAUGAAACUAUUUUAUUUUGUGAACGUUCCAAACUUUUUCGUAAAGAUGGUAAUGAGUAUAAAGAAAGAGGAAUUGGUGAAAUGAAAAUAUUGUAUCAUCCUGAAAGAAAUACCUAUCGUCUUUUAUUUAGAAGAGAAAAAGUUUUUAAAGUUGUUUGUAACCAUUUAAUAACACCAAAUAUAUCGCUUAUGCCAAUGAAACUCUCUAAUAAGGCAUUCUGCUGGGGAUGUAUGAACACAACUGAAGAUAAUCCAGACCCACAAAAAGAGUUAUUGGCUAUACGCUUCAAAAACGAAGAGAUUGCUGAUCAAUUUAAACAAGUUUUUAAUGAUAUUGUGUGUAAAAUAAAUACAUAAUAAAAGUCCAUUAAUUUUAGUUAA